Messenger RNA from Naegleria fowleri, 987 nucleotides. RefSeq lists its product as uncharacterized. NCBI's taxonomy places the organism in Eukaryota, Heterolobosea, Eutetramitea, Acrasida, Naegleriidae. The record is from RefSeq and is a predicted model, not a curated record. Gene Ontology annotation, molecular function: mRNA binding. The transcript has a single exon. The coding region runs from base 1 to 987 and encodes 328 amino acids.
AUGUCGACAUCAAACCCUUCUGCUAAACUAACGUCAUCCUCUCUCAAUGAUCUUCAAUCCCGAUUGGCAAAACUUCAACAAAACAUUUCGCAGAAAUUAAGUAAAACAAGUGCUGCAGCCCUCUCUACAACUUCCUCUUCGCUAGAUCAUGGGGUCCCACAACAACCGACGACUUCUGUUGCUUCCUCCACUUCAUCAAGCCAAACAAAAAUCCAAAAGCCUCCAUCCUCGGGAGAAAGCGUAAAAUCUACUCCAUCAGUAUUGCCAAAAAUUCAAAAGUCUCAUGUGAUGCAAAGUGGAGGGUUGAGUGCCACUGCCCAACAUGUAGCUGCUCAAGUUGUAAAGCAGGCAUCAAGUGGAAGUUCACAACAAGGAAUGCCAUCACCUCCGAAAAUUGGACAAACAAAAUUGUCCAAAGUUAUCAACAAACCUGCGACAGCGAGCUCCACGGUGAUAACAGCAAGCCCGCAAACAAAUGUUAAUAGUACAACGUCAAGUGAGCCUACUUUGGAACAACAAAUUUACUUACAAGAUUAUCAGAAACAAAAGCAAACGUCACAAUUACAACAAGAAUAUCAACAGCAACUAAAAGAAUACGAACAAUCUCAAUUACAACAAAACGAACAAGCAAACAAGAAAAAGAAGAAGAAAUUACGAACUGUUUAUACUGCUAGCGGAAAAGCUGAUGUUUGGGAAGAUCCUAAUUUAGAACAGUAUGAGGAAAAUGACUUCAGAAUUUAUGCUAACAAUUUGGGCAAUGAAGUGACAGAUCAAAUGUUAGAAAAAUUCUUUUCUCAUUAUCCAAGCUUUUCAAAAGCGACUGUAAUAAGGGAUAAAAGAACAAACCGAACCAAGGGUUAUGGAUUUAUCAGCUUUUUAGAUUGUAACGAUUAUGUGCAUGCUUUAGAAAAUAUGAACGGAAAAUAUUUAGGGAACAGACCAUUAGUUUUGAAGCCAUCUAAAUGGAAAGAUAGAAACCUAAAAUAA